Corticium candelabrum is the source of this 8785-nucleotide messenger RNA. RefSeq lists its product as uncharacterized. The transcript has 25 exons. Lineage: Eukaryota; Metazoa; Porifera; Homoscleromorpha; Homosclerophorida; Plakinidae. The record is from RefSeq and is a predicted model, not a curated record. The coding region runs from base 63 to 8558 and encodes 2831 amino acids.
ACAAUGGAUUUGCUGCCGGUGCCUAUCAUAGUCACUCAGGUAGCGGCGCGUCUGUACUCUGUAUGCCACCUCGCGCAACGUACGGAGAUCAGAGCGAUCGAUCGCAAAGUGGUUCUCUUCUCUACGGUUACGAGUACGAGACAUCCGAAGGAGGCACCAUCCAGGCUACAGCUCUACGCAGUGUUAACAAUCGAGAGGUCUCGUGUGCCGUUUGCGAGAACACGCAAGCGACUUCGUCGUUCACUCUAUUCGGUAGUACGACUUGUCCGUCCGGAUACGACAUGGAGUAUACGGGAUAUGCUUUCUCUUCACGAUACAGCGAGAGAAAGAGUAGUUACGUUUGCGUCGACAAGACUCCGAGUUAUUAUAGCAACGGUCUCGGCACUUUGAACAACAACCAGGCGAGACUCUAUCCUGUUGAGUACCGCUGCGGGUCGUUGUUGUGUCCACCGUACGUCAACUAUCGGGAGAUUCUUUGCUCACAGUGCAGCAAGCUGGAGCGUUGUUUGCAUUAUGUGUAUAACGGAUCGUACGUCGCCGAAUGCCCGACCGGAACAUUCCUCAACUCGACGACUGACUAUUGUGAUGAUUGCCACCCGUACUGUGGUGACGCGGGCUGCCGUGGUCCUCUCAAUAGCGACUGUAUUGGUGCAUGCAAGUACUUUGUGUUUAAUGGCAGCUGCGUCGCGUCGUGUCCAGCCACGUUCAUCAGCAAUGUAGACAAGAAAUGCGUCAAGGCUACUCCUGAUGUUGAUUGCGAGGGUAAUCGCGGAGGCAAUAAAGUUUAUGAUCGAUGUGGAGUGUGCGGAGGAGAUGGCCAAAGCUGCAAUCAGAAAGCCAUUUACAUCCACUGGGGAAGCAGCAGCUGCCCUCAACCCAGCAGAAAACUCUUCGAGGGAUACACGGCAAGCCCUCAGUAUUCUCAGAGUGGAGGUGGCUACAACUACGUUUGCCUCCAGAAAACCCCAACGUCUGGAUUUGAACAGUCGGACUAUUCGCAAAGUUCUGGAGAAUUAUUUGGUGUGGAAUACAGAACGGGAACUGUGGCUAUUCCAGAGCUUCAACGUGUCAAUGGAGCCACAGUACCGUGUGCAGCCUGCGAGGCGCCUCGGAGUGGAGUAUUCAUGUAUCCAGCUUCAUCCGAGUGUCCCGGAGGGUGGCAUGAGGAAUACGAGGGAUACGUAAUGGCAAAUUACUACACCAGUUCCUACCAGAGAAAGGAGUUCAUAUGCGUAGAGAGGUUCGCCGAGCGAGGCAGCGGUCCUUCAUCUCGUAGUCAGUCGUUCGUUUAUCCGACCGAGGUACAAUGCAAUGGUCUGCCCUGUCCUCCUUACACUCAGUAUCGGGAGUUGGCGUGCGUCGUUUGCUCUCCGGAAGAAGCAAAAGGCUCGGGCGAAGUCUACAUUCGCUGGGGUAAGGCAUCGUGUCCUUCCAACAGCACGACAGUCAAGGUGUACGACGGACGUACAGCAGUGAGUCAUACGGGACACAGCGGAGGCGGCUCCAACCCGUUGUGCUUGCCGAUGGAACCAACAUAUUUGCAACACAACGACAACGACCAAAGCUCUGCGUACGUCUACGGAGCAUAUUAUCAUACUUCGUCUGGUCCGCCACACGCUCAAGGUUUGCGCGCCGUUCACAACCGUCGCAUACCUUGCUCUGUCUGCUUCACACCGGACGUUCAUACUCACGUGAUGGUGCCGGGCAGAUACACGUGCCCGGGUUAUUUCAAACCCGAAUAUUACGGAUACCUUUUCUCGGCAUACUACGGCAGCUACUCGGUGAAUUACAUCUGUGUUGACAACGAGCCCGAGCCUAUCGGUAGCGAGAGCGGAGGAGGAGCCCCUCUUUAUACGGUCGAGAUAGAGUGUGGAAGUUUGCGUUGCAGAAACGAGGAUGGUGGAUACGUCGCGAACAGAGAGGCGACGUGCGUCGUCUGUACACCCGACACGAGACGCAAAACGGCGGUCUAUACACGCUGGGGCUCAAACACGUGCCCGGGAACGAACGCUACGACGAGACAGAUAUACAGUGGGUUUGUUGCUGGUUCGUAUCACGGCCACUCCGGCAGCGGCAACAAUUUUCUCUGCAUGCACCCGACGGCUCAGUACCUCAACCACAGCGACUCGGACCACUCGUCCGGUCGCCUUUACGGUUACGAGUACGAAAACUCGGGUCUGCGGGGUCCCUACCGGCAAGUGUACAACAGAGAAGUUCCGUGUGCUAUUUGCGAGAACCUGCAAGCGGCGACGACGUUCACCCAGUUUGGAAGCGACGUGUGCCCGGUGGACUACAGUGCAGACUAUACGGGAUACGUCAUGUCGUCGACGAGCGGCCACUGGAAAACCGAGUUCAUCUGCGUCGACCGCAAUCCCGACUUCUACGAUAACGGACUCGGCACGACAAGCAACAAUCACGGCAUGUUGUAUCCCGUUGAGAGCAGAUGCGGCUCUCUACCGUGUCCUCCAUACACAGAUGAACGCGAAGUCAUGUGUGCGCAGUGCAGUCGACUCGCAACCCGUUGCUCUUACUUUUCGCACGGACAGACUUGUGUCACGUCUUGUCCUCUAAUGACGUACUCCGACAAGAACAAGGUGUGUCAGGAAUGUCAUCCCGAGUGCGCCGACGGCUGCUCGGGAUCGACGGCAUUCAAUUGUACGUCGUGCCAGCGCAAGACGAUGGACGUUUUGGGAGAGUGCGUGGCGGAGUGUCCAACCGGUUUCGUAUCUGACGUCACCAACGUCUGCGUCAAAUCUACGCCGCUUACUGAUUGUGCUGGCGUCGUCAACGGAACGAAGGUUGUUGACCGUUGCGGUGUGUGCGGCGGAGACAAUCUUUCCUGCAACCUGAAGGCUGUCUACGUUCGUUGGGGCCGCACGACGUGUCCGUCAACCGCUAAACUUCUCUACUACGGAACGGCUGCAAGUUCUCUCGAUGAUCACUCCGGCGGUGGGCAUAAUUCAUUGUGCUUGCCGAACAAACCCGGUCAGAGUUGGGAACACACCGACACCACAAACAGUGGAUCUUAUCUGUAUGGCGCUGAAUUCGAAACCGGUGGGUUCGGUGUGUCGGAUCUCUUCGGCGUAGCAAACUCUCCUAUACAGUGCGCCGUCUGCGAGGCUGCAAGAGGGGAGACUGUGAUGGUACCAGGUAAUUACGUAUGCCCGAAAGUGAACAACACCGAUUGGGUAGUCGAAUAUACGGGCUAUCUAAUGGUGAACCAGUACAAUCGAUACAAGGGAGAGUUCGUGUGCGUCGAUCGACAUCCGGAGAGAGUGACGGUGCGCAACAAUCACAAUCAGGUCGCUUGGUAUCCGACCGAAUUUCAGUGCGGCACCCUGUCUUGUCCGCCUUACAACAACGACAGAGAACUCGCGUGUGUUGUUUGUUCUCCUCCAAGUGAUUCGCAUACCGGAACGGUUUACACUCGUUGGGGCCGACAGGUAUGCGCAUCAGGCAAUGCGGAAAUUUACAAGGGUCGAGCUGCUAGCUCUCCACAAUCAGGAUCCGGUGCCAAUCCUAUCUGUGUAUAUCCUUCACCUGCUUACCUGACCCACAGUGACAGUAACAACGGUGGGGCUCAAUUGUACGGAGCACAAUAUAAAUGGAACUCGCAAGUCGUCGCUUUCCAGAGUGUCGACAACAAGGCGAUACCGUGUACCGUUUGUCUGGUCGCGAAAAAGGGAUCGACUAUAAUGGUUCCCGGCGAGAACUUUUGUCCAAAGGAAUGGAAGCUUGAGUAUUGGGGAUAUCUGAUGGCCGCCUACUAUACACAUCAGAAAUCAAACUGGGUGUGUGUCGAUUCCCAACCGGAAACAAUUAGUCCACCAUCGUCUGGUUCCGGUCAGACUCUCUGGUACCCUACUGAAAUCGAAUGCGGUAGCAUUGAAUGCUCGCGCACUCGUCCCAAUGGGUACGUCCAGAACAGAGAAGUCACGUGUGCCGUGUGCUCGCCGGUGACAUCACGCCGUACGACUGUGUACACGCGGUAUGGUCGUAACUUUUGUCCGUCUGGAUCGACUUUGGUGAGAAAUGGAUUUUUGGCCGGUUCCUAUUUCUCGCAUACCGGAAGUGGAGCGAAUUUCCUCUGCAUGACUCCCAACACCACAUACGCCGAUCACAACGACAACAACCAGGAAGGUGCGCUUCUAUACGGAUAUGAGUAUGAAACAAGCAGUGGUGCGCUUCGUAGUUCAGAAUACAGAUCAGUUCAUAAUUACGAGGUUCCUUGUGCCGUGUGCGAGAACGUGGGGUCUUCGUCGACGUUCACGAUGUUUGGCAACAACACGUGUCCUUCCGGCUACUCGUCAGACUUUGUUGGUUAUGCUUUCUCGACCUACCACGGUAGCUAUCAUCGUAAGGGCGAGUUCGUUUGCGUCGACGACCAUCCCGAGAAAUACACCAACAACCGGGGUAAUACAAACAAUGACCAGGGCCGACUAUAUCCCGUUGCGCUUCAGUGCGGUACUCUUCCGUGUCCUCCUUACAGCUCCAACCGCGAGGUGGUGUGCGCACAGUGCAGCAAGAUCGUCGGUUCUUGUGACGGAUAUUGGAACGGACAAGAAUGCGUAUCGGACUGUCCUCCGAGGAAGUACGCCGAUGGCGAGAAACGUUGUCAGGCGUGUCACGAUCGGUGCGGUUCUGGUGGAUGCAGCGGUCCAGCGCCGACCCAGUGUGUGGACUGUCUCAAUGUCACCUACAAAGGCGAGUGCAUCGCUGCUUGCCCUAACGAUACCGUAUCCAAUCCUCAGAACGUUUGCGUUUUCAAGAACGCUUCGGUCGAUUGUGCUGGUGUAGUCGGUGGUUCACAGACGACCGACCGUUGCGGUGUUUGUGGAGGCGAUGGCACGAGUUGCAACGCAAAAGCCGUCUACACGCGAUGGGGACGCAAGUCCUGUCCUACCGGUGCGAGGAAAUUGUACGAGGGAUAUUCAUCCAGUGCGAGCGAUGGAUCUUCUGGUGGUGGUUUUGAUCGACUCUGCUUACCUCGCGAUCCCGGGUUUGCUUAUCAGCAUACAGAUUCAGAUCAGGACGGGGCAGAGACGUAUGGAGCCGAAUACGAGACGGGCAGUGGUCCGUCUGCUCAAGUUCGUUCGGUAUCCAACUCACCGAUACCGUGCGCAGUCUGUGAAGCGGUGAGAGGAUCCGUACUGCAAGUGUCAGGGUCUACUCAGUGUCCAACCGGCUGGUCUAGGGAAUACUACGGUUACGUUAUGGCUAAUUAUUACACCAACAAUAAAGGGGAAUACGUUUGUGUCGACGUGAACAUGGAGAAAGGAGACGGCGGAUCGAACAGGAAUCAAGACAGGUGGUAUAUCGCCGAAAUCUAUUGCGAAGGGAUCAAAUGCCCUCCUUAUGUUCAAUACCGCGAACUCGCCUGUGCCGUCUGCAUUCCUCCUCAGAACGAGAGCGGCGUCGUGUAUUACAGGUGGGGCAGGAGCGACUGUCCCGGCGAUGCGAAAUCCUUGUACGCCGGUCAUGCCGUCUCGAGUCGAUACUCAAACUCCGGUAGCGGCGCUAAUGCCAUGUGCCUCGUCGAUUCGCCGAGCUGGACUGGACUCUCGACCAGUGACUCUCAUCAGAACGGCGCGCGUUUGUCCGGAGCUCGUUACCAGAUUAGCGGCAAUCUUCAAGACUUGGGCAGUCGCAUCAACGGCAAGUCGGUCCCUUGCUCCGCUUGCUACGUGUCGGACAAGGAGGCUCACAUUAUGGCUCCGGGCAGCGACGUGUGCCCGAGCGGAUGGCAGCUUGAAUACAAAGGAUAUCUUUUCGCGGGGUACUACACGCACAAGAAGAACGACUGGGUGUGUUUGGACCAGAACGCGCAAGCCGGAAGCGCACCGAACAACGGAUAUGCAUACUGGUAUCCAACUGAAGUACGCUGUGGGGGUAUUCCUUGUGAUACAACGGAGCAGGAUGCGUAUGUGGAUCAGAGAGAAGUCACGUGUGCCGUGUGCUCACCGGACACGAAGCGUAAGAGCUCCGUGUUCGUUCGCUGGGGACGACCCGAUUGCCCAUCGAGCGCCGUCAAGGUGUACGACGGACUGGUCGGCGGCGCGUACCACACUCACACCGGCAGCGGCGCGAGCGUCUUGUGUUUGCGCAAGAACGCCACGUACGCUGAACGCAACGACAACAGCCAGAACGGAGCGUUGCUGUAUGGAGUCGAGUUCGAGUCCUCCGGUCUGUCCGGUUCAGACUACAAAGCCAUGGAUGACAGACAGAUGUCUUGUGCCGUGUGUGAGAGCAGAGCCAUUUCGGCAACGUUCACCCUCUUCGGAAAGGACGUCUGCCCUGAAGGAUACGUAUCAGACUACACUGGUUAUGGCUUCGCUAAUCGUCAUUGCUGCAGUUACCAGAAAAGCAACUUCAUCUGUCUGGACGACAAGCCUCAAGAAUACUCGAGGAGGAAAAGCACCAACUACAAUCAAGGAAGAGUGUGGCCUAUGGAGGCAUACUGCGGGACCUUACCUUGUCCGCCCUACACUCAGGAGCGUGAAAUGUUGUGCACGCAGUGCACCCGUCAGUCGUCGGUAUGUCCUCACUUUCGAGACGGACAAGACUGCGUGUUGUCGUGCGGCAAGGAUCAGUAUGCCGACUCUUCUCGACGAUGCCGUUCCUGCGACUCCGAAUGCCUCGGCGGAUGCACGGCGGCGGGACCGUCCGAGUGCGUCAAAUGUGCCCACUACCGGGACGACGGUAAAUGCGUAUCGCAGUGCCCCAACGGAAAGAUCGCCGAUCUCACAAACGACUGCAUUGGCACACAAGCAAACGCAGACUGCGCGGGGGUCCUCCACGGCGGCAAGAAGUUCGACCGUUGCGGCGUGUGUGGCGGCGACGGCAGCAGUUGCAGACGCAGGGCGAUCUUUACUCGUUGGGGUCAUCGGAGUUGUCCGUCGGGAUCGACGAAAAUCUACGACGGCUAUAUGGGAACGGCGAGCCACGGUCAUCGCGGUUCAGGAUACAAUGCGCUCUGUUUGAGUCUUCCUGGUACCUCGUACGCUUCGAAGGACACCAACCAAAAUGGAGAUCUCGUUUAUGGCGCCAAUUUCAGAACGUCGAGAUUCGGUGUCAGUUCCUUGAAUAACGUCGACGGCUACAGGGUCGCUUGCGCUGUGUGUGAAGCGAACGGCACGGCUACGUACAUCGCACACGGAACGACCGUCUGUGCUGCGGGAUGGAACGUCGAGUAUUGGGGUUAUGUGAUGGCUCCUCACUACACUUACUAUAACGGAUGGUAUCAUUACCGCUCUGAGUAUAUUUGCGUGGAUAACACUCCCAACACAACACUCGGUACCGGCAGCAAUCAGGGUAUACUCUAUCCAACGGAGCUCGAGUGUGGAAACGUUCCUUGUAAUGUGUACAAGCACGAUUACGAGCUGACGUGUGCCGUCUGCUCGAGUCCUGCCGCGAAUACGACCGGAUCGGUGUACACUCGUUGGGGACGCAAGACGUGCCCUUCGACAGCUGAGACGUUGUACAACGGCUACGCAGCUCGAGGACAUUACGCUCAUACGGGAUCUGGAGCGAACAAUCUCUGCCUCAUCGACAAGCCGUCCUAUGUAGCGUUCGAUAAAAAUAAUCAAAACGGUGCUCUUAUUUACGGUAUUUCGUACGAAUCAUCUGGUGUGGCGCCAGAUUUUGAUGCCGUCUAUCGUCGCACGGCACCGUGCGCUGUCUGCUUUAGUAGUGCAGAUGCCAACAUGGUGUAUCCGGGAAGGUACGACUGUCCCAACGACUGGAAGGUGGAAUAUAAGGGAUAUCUCAUGGCCGAAUGGUACACGUCAUACAAAGGAAACUGGGCUUGCGUCGAUGACAAGCCGGAGUCUGUCAUGGCCCGGACGUCUGCGCAGGCUCGAUGGUACAUGACCGAGAUCGAGUGCGGUAGCAUAUGGUGUCGAAAUCAAGAAGAUCGGUAUAUCCAAAAUCGCGAGCUGACGUGCUCUGUUUGCACUCCGAAGGAUGACGCUACAACAUCGGGAACGUCAGCAAGAUACUCUGCGACAUACGUUCGCUGGGGACGCGAAGAAUGUCCAUCGACGGACGAUGUUCUUGUCUAUAAGGGCUUUGCCGCAGGUUCGCAUUAUGGAAACUGGGGUAGCGGAGCUAACGUCUUCUGUAUGCCCGAGGUACCGCUUUAUGGCAAGUUCGAUUCUGGAGAUAACAAUGGAGCUUUGCUGUAUGGCUACGAGUACGAAACGACAGGUCGUUUUCUUGGACCUGAUUUGAGAGCUGUGGAAAAUAAAAUGGUUUCUUGUGCUGUCUGUAUGAACAGAAAGACGAUCUCCACUUUCACUCAUUUUGGUGACAACAUAUGUCCUACCGGCUAUCAGUCUGACUAUUGGGGCUAUGUAUUUGCCCACAGUUACAGCGAAGUGUCGAAGGGCGAGCACAUGUGCGUUGACAAUUCACCCAGUGCUUAUUACAAUCCGCGAUCAAACGGAGACUUCAACCAAGCUCGUCUGUAUCCUGCGGAAAUUGAGACGGGAUCUCUUCCUAACCCGCCCUACACGCAAGACAGAGAGAUACUCUGCGCGCAGUGCAGCAAGAAGGAAUAGAAUUAUUUAGUCAGACUGUCUUAUGUUGGGCCACGAAUUGUGUCUGUGCGGCUAUGCUUCUCAUUUACUAUAGCGUACAGUGUCUGUUUCAUUUAUUGACUAUUAUUGGACACUGUCGACCAUAUUUAUGUUUCGUGCUGUUUUAUGAUUUUGAGUAGCCCUUUCUUCUCUUUGGGCUAAUUGCUAGUAACCGACAGAGAAUACUCAAUAGCUGUGAUUUUUAGAAA